UGCAUGAUGAAACGUCACUUGCCACGUCUUGACACUGCGGGCGCGCUUGUUCCAGUGAAUGGCAAGUUCUACAAGUUUUGAACAAAUAUCUUUUCUCCUAUCGACACCUAUAAUUUUUGCUAAUAUCAGUUCUGAAAUGUUCCUGGUUUGUUUGAGCUGGUUUUGCACUUCGCUGCUAGUGUUCGUCAGUGCAGGGAAACUUCCAGAGGCCGAAGUAAAAAUCACAGUUCUGCACAAACCUUUCCUCUGUCAUCGCAAGUCGAAGUACGGAGACAUUCUGCUGGUCCACCAUGAAGGAUAUCUUCAAAAUGGAACUAAGUUUCAUUCCAGCUACUCCCAGGGAGACAAGCAGCCUGUCUGGUUCACACUGGGCAUUAAAGAGGUGAUAAAGGGAUGGGACAAAGGCCUGCAGGGGAUGUGUGCUGGAGAGAAGAGACGCCUCGUCGUACCUCCUGCCCUCGCUUACGGCAAGGAGGGGAAAGGUAAGAUCCCACCGGAGAGCACCCUGACUUUUAACAUCGAGGUGAUGGAGAUCAGGAAUGGACCCAGGUCACAUGAAUCCUUUCAGGAAAUGGACCUCAACGAUGACUGGAAACUCUCCAAGGACGAGGUGAAGGAGUACCUGAGGAAGGAGUUUCAGCGUCAUGGUUACCCUCCCAACGACACCCAUCAUGAGCAGAUGGUGGAGGACAUCUUUAAGAAGGAGGAUGAGAACGAGGAUGGCUUCAUCUCCUCCAGAGAGUUCACCUACAAACACGAUGAACUUUAACCUCUGACCUAAUCCUCUAUACUUUUUUUUCUGGUCAGGUCAAACUUGGGAGGUCUUAGUCCUAUUUCUGUUCUAGGAUCAGUUUAUGUUCACCAUAUUAGACGGCGUAGAACAUAGGAAACUGACCUUAGAUCAGUGUUAAAGGGGAAACGUCAUCUUACAUCAGUCCAAAACGGAGUCGGGUUACAUCAACAUGAUAUAAUCAUUCUUUAUAUUAGACAAGCUGUGUGUGUGAUGCUGUGUGUGUGUGUGUGUGUGUGUGUGUGUGUCUGUGUGUGUGUGUGUGUGUGUGUGUGUGUCUGUGUGUGUGUGUGUGUGUGUGUGUCUGUGUGUGUGUGUGUGUGUGUGUGUGUGUGUGUGUCUGUGUGUGUGUGUGUGUGUGUGUCUGUGUGUGUGUGUGUGUCUGUGUGUGUGUGUGUGUGUGUCUGUGUGUGUGUGUGUGUCUGUGUGUGUGUGUGUGUGUCUGUGUUUGUGAUAUUUUUGGUUAAAGUUUAUUUUAAACGUUUGUUAAUAAAAACUGCUUAUGAACCAUUA
Molecule: messenger RNA, 1303 nt
Organism: Oncorhynchus nerka (sockeye salmon)
Lineage: Eukaryota; Metazoa; Chordata; Actinopteri; Salmoniformes; Salmonidae
Gene: fkbp14
Product: FKBP prolyl isomerase 14
Exons: 4
Coding region: 59-769 (236 amino acids)
Molecular function (GO): calcium ion binding; peptidyl-prolyl cis-trans isomerase activity
Source: RefSeq, a predicted model, not a curated record